AUGUUGCCAUGGAGCAGACCGGAGGCCUUGCUCCAGCUCCGUGCGGUGGAGCCCCACGAACAGAUCUUGCGAGCCAAGGUGCUGAGCAACCUUGGCCAGUGCUUUCUCGCAACGGAGGAGUACGAGGAGGCGGAGAAGCACUACUCAGAGGCCUAUGACCUGUUUGCGAGCACGGUGGGGAAGCGCUCCCCUCUCUUCGGCAUGCAGGCCUGGGCCUGUGGCAACCUGCGCAUGGCCCAGCGCCACUUCGCCGACGCGGCCUUCUUGCUGGGGGAGGCGCUGUAUGUGGAGGUUGUCAAGGAUGGCCUGUCUGUUUCGGAGAUGGCAAAGCUGAUGGAUCAGAUCUUGCACUGCAUGGACCAGCUCCGCAGUGGGGACGAGGCUCUUCACACUAUUGCCAAUCUGGAGCCUGUCAAGCGUGCCCUCAACGAUCUCAUCGAGGACCCAAGAUGGGAUGAGCUUGAUGAGACGCUGGACCUUGCGGUGCUGAGCCACAAGAUGGCGCUCGUUUACGUCGCGGCGAGAUGGCCCGGCGGCUGCGAGGAGCAAGCCGCCUCGUACUUCAAUGCCAGGGCCGUGGCAGUGCUGAAACAAAGCGAUGCCAGUGAGGCACGGCAGUGGUUGCUGCAGGCGCAGGCCAUUCAAUCUAUUCAAUCUGCUGUCCUUGGACACGCACGGACCGGACAGCAGUGA
Effrenium voratum is the source of this 693-nucleotide messenger RNA. The record is from the annotation of a GenBank genome assembly. Lineage: Eukaryota; Dinophyceae; Suessiales; Symbiodiniaceae.